UAAGGCUUCCUGAUAACUGCGCACAUAUUAGCUGAUCUCCAUCGAAGGCACUAUACAGACAUAUGAUUGUUUACGAGAUACAAAGCUGGGUCACCAGUUACAGAUCAGGUUAAGUGAUUGCGACGAACAGCGGACACCAUGACGAACAGAAACGCGCAGCUCUAAAAUAAAUACUAUAACGUUACUUGAAAUGGAUGAUCCAACAUAGGCUACACCCUGCAGCUAUACCGCGAAUAUGUUAAUAUCGUGAGGUGAGCAAGACACCAAUUCUCACAGAACAUGGAUAGAGGGUGGUUUAUCGGACAUGAGAGGAUUCCCCCUUUGAAGGAGACAUCCAGCUCUUCCAGCAGUCUCUCAAGGCCCUGCAUGACCAUCAACCUGACUGAAAUGCUUCAAGCUGACAAACCCAGUGCAGUAAAGAAGUCAGUUCCGAUCCGCCCCCCAAGCCCCAGAGUCUCUCUGCCAAGGGAGUCCAACCACAGUCUCUCCUGUGAACCCACGCCUAAACCCAUCAUCCGACAACGGUCACGCUCUCUGCCUUCCGCCACAGAGAAAAAGAAGCAAUGCAGAAAUGUUGGUGUGCGGUUUGUUGACUCUUUGGGGCUCGACCUGGAAGACAUCAAACUUUUUAAAUCUGCAGAGGAUCCAUUUGUACCACAUCAUGUUACCUUCAGACUGUUGAUGGGUGCAGAGUUGGCAGAUGGAAGGCAUCUGGAGAUUUCCUUGCCAUACUUAAAACCGGUUUUUGCUCAACAACCUGGAGACCAGCAAGGAUUCCUGCAUCGCCUCAAUGAGCAGAAAGUGUGUCUGGAGAGAGUAUUGUGUUUUGAACUGGGUGUCAUCGGAAUCACCCAGGUCCUUAAUUUGGACUUUGAGAAGGAUGUUAUAGCUCGCUAUUCAUUUACAGAGUGGAAGAACUGCACAGAAACUAAGGCCUCUUGGGUGUCCACCAUCACCAAGACCUGGGAAGGAGGAGGGGGCAAACUCAGUUGUGAUACAUUUCGUUUCCACCUGCCUGUUCCUCCCUUUUUGCAGCCAGGAGCAGUGUUGCAGUUUGCUAUUCAAUACAAAGUAUGUGGGGCUGAAUACUGGGACAACAAUAAUGGAGAGAAUUAUAAGUUAGUUUGCCAUAACUACAAGCUCACUGUGCCCAAAGAAUGUGAGGAUAGCAUGGUGCACUUCAUUUAGGAUACUGACUAAA
Messenger RNA from Perca flavescens (yellow perch), 1201 nucleotides. It is a transcript of the gene ppp1r3da, whose product is annotated as protein phosphatase 1, regulatory subunit 3Da. Gene Ontology annotation, molecular function: protein phosphatase 1 binding; glycogen binding. Bases 280 to 1188 code for a protein of 302 amino acids. Gene Ontology annotation, cellular component: protein phosphatase type 1 complex. The record is from RefSeq and is a predicted model, not a curated record. The transcript is spliced from 2 exons. Lineage: Eukaryota; Metazoa; Chordata; Actinopteri; Perciformes; Percidae. Gene Ontology annotation, biological process: regulation of glycogen biosynthetic process.